Messenger RNA from Oncorhynchus masou masou (cherry salmon), 5384 nucleotides. Its product is annotated as mitogen-activated protein kinase 4-like. Gene Ontology annotation, biological process: protein phosphorylation; intracellular signal transduction. Gene Ontology annotation, cellular component: nucleus; cytoplasm. The record is from RefSeq and is a predicted model, not a curated record. NCBI's taxonomy places the organism in Eukaryota, Metazoa, Chordata, Actinopteri, Salmoniformes, Salmonidae. Gene Ontology annotation, molecular function: ATP binding; MAP kinase activity. The transcript has 6 exons. The coding region runs from base 1016 to 3001 and encodes 661 amino acids.
GGUGUGGGAAGUAUCGAAAGGAAGAAAGCAGCACUCAAUAAUUCAUAGUGUAGCCUUCACCAGCCUGUGCGCAGACUACCGGAACAGAUAUCCUCAUAUCCUAUUCCUAAAUAAAUACUUUUUUUUGCAAUUAGCGGAUACCUACAGUAACCACAAUCCCAUACUUUCUUUUUGACAGUCAAAUAGACUAGGAUUAUUGUCGAAAACACGCAUAGAUUAUUUUUUUCCCCUUCCCAUCUCUUGCGACAGUCUGCGAUGUUCAUCCUAGCAUAUGCUGUGUGAAGCAGCAGGUGGCAAUGAUGGCAAACGGCAGUAUCCAGAGUCCAGGGGGAGGCAGGGCCAGGCUACAGCUCUAGCCACAGGCUGAGUGAUUCCAUGGACACUCAUUAACUCAAUGACACAAACCCGGGAUUGAGUGGGAAGUUUGGGAAUAUCGGCCAGGGGUGGACUGAAUGGGCGGGUCACUAACUGACUGAUAGACUGCUAUGGAAGGAGCGAGAUCCACUAGAAUCUCUGUGAAUGUAACUCUCGGCUCAUUUCCCCAGGGGGAGUUGAGCUGGGAUCGCUCAGCUAGGAUUAGAAACCAGUGCCGAGUGUCUGCCUCUGCCAUCCCAUGCUUCUAUCUGUAGCAGGCAGAGUUGGGGCGUUGCUAUGGCAACACUUGCCCUGCACCGGGGUGUAGAGUUGUCUCAUCACUUGCUCUACUAUCUCUGAUACCUGAGGUAGAUGGAACAAGCUUGACUACUGUACACGUUGUUAUAUUCACUUUGUUGAAGAGUGAUACACUUGAAAUUCUAUGGAGCCUAAUCCAGGAAAAGCAAUCAAAUCGAUGCAUGUUGAUCUCUGCUAUUAUAAAACACAUUUCUAUUUGAAAUAAUGACCAUUUUACAGAUGGGAUUAUUUACUUAUGUUUAUGUAUGACUCCAGUUCCUUUUAUUUGCUUUGUCAAAUCAUGUACCAUCCUUUCAGAUUUUCUUACCUCGUCAUGCAAUAACUGGUGGAGGUCACAGGAGCCAUGGCCAAACAGGACUCCCCACUGUUCCUCCAUGGCUUUGACCUGGGGGAUAUCUUCAUAGACCCCCAGCCCCUGGGCAGCGGGACCACUGGUCUGGUUCUGUCCGCUGUGGACAAGCGCAGCGGCCAACGGGUGGCUGUGAAGAAGCUGGUGAUGCGUGACGUGGUCAGCGUGAAGCACGCCCUGCGGGAGGUCAAGAUCACACGGCGCCUGCAGCACGAGAACGUGGUGCGCGUGCACGAGGUGUUGGGCCCCUAUGGCCGCCCGCUUCAUCGCCACCCAGCCCAGCUGAGCGCCCUGUACAUCGUCCAGGAGUGCAUGGAGAUGGACCUAGCUCACCUGCUGGAGCAGGGGGCACUUCCUAGCGGGCACACCACUCUGCUCUUCUACCAGCUCCUUCGAGGACUGAAGUUCAUCCACUCAGCCAACGUGCUGCACCGCGACCUCAAACCAGCCAACAUCUUCCUCAACACAGACCAGUUACUGCUCAAGAUCGGCGACUUUGGCCUGGCCAGAAUCGUUGACCCACACUACUCCCAUAAGGGCUACCUGUCAGAGGGCUUGGUGACUAAAUGGUAUCGGUCUCCACGCCUGUUGCUCUCUCCCAACAACUACACCAAGGCCAUUGAUAUGUGGUCAGCUGGCUGCAUCCUCGCAGAGAUGCUAACAGGACGCAUGCUCUUUGCAGGAGCCCAUGAACUGGAACAGAUGCAGCUGAUCCUGGACACGGUGCCUGUGUUGAGGGAAGAGGACCGCCUGGACCUUCUGCAGGUCAUGCCCACUUAUGUCAGCCAUGGCUGGAAGAUCAAGAGGUCAUUUAGGGAGCUGAUCCCUGAGGUGGAGGUGGAGGCGGAUGCCAUUGAUUUUCUGGAGCGUAUCUUGACCUUUAACCCCAUGGACCGGCUGACGGCAGAAGCGGCCCUGUCCCAUCCCUUCCUGCAGCAGUACUCAUUUCCUCAGGACGAGCCCAUGUCGCCCCAGCCCUUCCGCAUAGAGGACGAGCUGGAUGAUAGCCUAAUCACGGAGCCUGGCCACAGUCACAGCCAGGCCUUUAGCUCUCAUUGGGACAGGUAUGAGACCAGCCUGUCAUCAGACUUGUGCUGGCAGCAGCAGGGUGGGUGUCAGUGCUUGCCUGGGGUCUCGGAGGUGGGUGACCCAGAGGAGGAGGAGGUCCUGAGGGAUCCCAAGGCAGGCUCUAACCCCUUGUUGGAGGAGGCCCAGGUGGACCCUCGCAAGUAUUCCCACAGCAGCUCUGCUGAGCGCUUCCUGGACCACUCCCACUCCUCUCUGGAGCGUGCUUGUGGGGGCGGGGCCUAUACUGAGCUGGACUGUGACCGUUCCUGUGACUACAAAGUGGGCUCUCCUUCCUAUCUCGAUAAGAUUGCGUGGAGGGAAGACAAACCGCAGCACUACUCCGAGCCCAAACUGAUCCUGGACCUAUCUCACUGGAAGAGGAACAGACAGGUGCCUGAGCCUAGAGGGGCCAGUUUGGAGGAGCUGCCUGUCGAGGAGCCGCCUGGGGACCUGUUCCAGGAGAUAUCUCGGUGGGUGGAGAGCACUCAGUCUCUCCUCCACUCUCCCAGCCUGCCCCAGGAACCCCUGCCCUACUCCAGUUCACCCCCGCUGCCCCUCUCUCCCACUUUCCUCCCCGCUCCCCUCUUCCACUGCUGUUCGCCGGCCAUAAGGCCCUCAGCUGGACUGGACGAGGACGACACACUCAGCCCACCUGCCUCAUCCCGCUCUCCUCCCUCUCUGUUGCCCUCUUCUCCUCCGAUUCCUUCGCCAAUCCAUGAACGCCUCCAGAUGCCUCCCUCCAGGGGGCAAGAGAGCCCGUUUGACCUGGAUGUGUUCAUCACAGCCCUGAAGCGGUGUGGUCAGAGUGAGGACCUCGGUGGAAACCCAGACGGGGCCAAACAGGCCAACAUCAAUGGCGUAUCCAGGCUUCCAGAGCGCAGACCGCCCCCACGUCAGACUCCCAACUCCUGAAAGGAGCUGGGGUCCAAGGCUAACGCAGAGAGCACUGGUAGACUGAAUAGUGAACGCAUGUAGAAGGGGGUAAAAGGGGAAGUUGCACAUGAUUUAAUGGGUACAGUUCUUUUUUUCUUUACCCAUAAAUCAUUGGGGUGUGCGACUUUCUUUCAUAAGUAAGCGUUGCCUUGACACGAACCCUGCUCACUUAAACUAGCGGUGCUGCUCCUUUGUUCAGAGCUGCUUUUACUGUAUGUUACAAGAAUAAGAGGAGAGUGAGGUGUGGAUCAAGUGCCAUUUGGUACUGUACGAACAACGUAAGCUUCUGGUGGUUUUGCGUGGUCACUGCUGUAAAUGAAUGCACGUUGUACAGUAUCUAACUGAAAGGCCUAUGUUGCAGCGAUGUGUACUCAUUACAAGAAUGCCUGCAAAAUGAUCAACAUUUGGUUGGAGAGAGGAACCCCCGGGUAUUCUAUAGCAGAAUAGGUUGAAGAGAAAGCAAAUCAGCUAUUUUUGUUGAAAUUACUCUUAAACAUAACCCUUUUGGUUGUUAAGAUAUCUUCUGAAUGCGAGUAGCUAUACAGUAGGUCUCCCUGCAGCAAAUGGCUAUUUAGAAUUAUACGAGUAUCUUCCAUUUAGUGGGAAGUAUUUCCUAUAAAGAAAAGGGGUCUGAAUGUAUUUAUAGAUCCACGUCUUAGCAUAAGAACAGAUAUCUCUGGUCCAGGGAGUUGUGUUCCUCCAAUAAGGAAAGUGUUAGUGGAGGAACACUCACUAAUGACCUGGACCGGAGCUGAAGAACAGAUAAAGGGAGACGGCCCCUGGGAAUCCUAGAAUGAUGUCGAUACAUUUGAACAUUUUUACUGCUAACAAUUGUGCACAUUGAACUACUGUUUCUUACAGCAUCUUCCAGAUGCCUGUAAUUGUUUGUUGACAGGUUUACGGUGCAGCUUUUGUGUAUUUUUGUGUAUUUACCUGAGAAGGAGUGCUCUCACAGUACCACAGUAAGAUAUCUGUCUAGCUUUUGCACACCCAUGUUCUCAUGACAGGGAGAUAAAAACAGAACAGUGACAACACUGUAGUCAGCCUGUAGCUGAUUAUCAUCACCAAGCUGACAUCAGAAAGCCUUCGGAAUAGUCAUGCACAGGGAGCAACAGCUAAAAGGUCACACACUCAUCAAGCACUCUAAACUCCGUGGUAGGGUCCCAAACUACACCCUAUUAUUCCCUUUUGACCAAAACCCUUUGGGGAUUAAAGGCUCAGUAUGGUGAAAAAUGGGAAUUGCCUGUGUUUUAUAUAUAUUUCUACAAUAUGAGGUUGGAAUAAUACGGUGAAAUUGUGAACAUUAUGAUGAUGCACUUUUAGGGUAAGAGCAGUUUGAAAAGACCACCUGAAAGAGUUCCAAACCUCUCUGCCAAUAACAGCUAGUUUCCAGUUUUCCCCUCCCCACUACCAGACAGUCUAGCACAAUUCUUGCUAAGAAGCUACCUUUGUUUGUUUUCAAUUAAAAAUGGUCAGAAAAUAAAUCACAGUAAGGACCCUUAAUUGUUACCCAUAAAUGAUUUGAUAUUGAGAUAAACAUGGCUGCAUUGGACCUUAAGGUUCCAUUUGGGACAUAGCCCUCGUCUCCUGCUUUUGACCAUUGUUCCUACUAGUCAAUGACGGCGAACGUUCCAAAAUGUCACAAUGAUAUUAUACUCUUGAGUCAUGAGCAAUUCAUCUCAUUGCACAAUAUCACCUGGCAUUCUAAAGGGGACACAAUAAGCGAGCAUAGUCAAGUCUGGAAAUUGCAGGGUGCAAACUGUUUUCAGAGCAGUGCAUUGUCAUUUUAACAUACAAAAAAAAAGCACAUUGGACAGACACUGCCAGGGACCAGGUUCUUAAAGGUCAACUAGGCUUCAUGUGCAGUGUCAGAUGUUAUCUGGGCAAGUCCAUGUUAUUUUAUUGGUAAAAUAGGAGUCCUCAAUAAUAUCAGAAAUAUCUUAUUUGAUCCGAUGUGCUUGUUGAGACGGAAUUAUGUUCCUUUUAGUCUGGGAGCCGGGUUAUGAAUAUGCUUCAGAAUAGGCCUACAGGCUUUUGCACACCCAAAUAGGCCUACAGGCUUUUGCACACCCAAAUAGGCCUACAGGCUUUUGCACACCCAAAUAGGCCUACAGGCUUUUGCACACCCAAAUAGGCCUAGGCUUCCAGCUCGCUGAAUGUAAGUAGUUUUGCAUGGCUUGAUCCUUGAUGAAAACUAUCAAAAGAUUUUAACUAUAUAAAGUGUGGACCAUCUUUAUUUGAGGAUGUCCUGGUUGUAUCACAUAUGGUAGAAUCUGCAGCUUUCACAGCUGAAAUCAAUUUACACGAUCCCUUUUGCAGUUCCUGUUUUGCUGAUCAACUAAAAAUAAAAGUUUACUAAACA